CGAGAGGUCAGCCUCUCACACGCACAUCUCUGCCGUCGCAAAACAGGUGCGCAAACGCGUCGCCAUCGCAACGCCUGACCGUAGCACUCGCUCCCCAGCCCCCACGCACCCUCUGCACCCCCCUGCACAGCUUUGCGCGUUGAAAAGCGCGUCGGACGCGCAGUUUGGUGCACAAACACCACUGUCGCCCGAAUUCGCUGCCAAAGGGGGGCGCACGGCGCGCCGCCGCCACCGAGAGACCGCCACGCGCGCCGCGCACCAUGCGCACCGCUCUCACGCAACCUCUCCGCGCAGUCAAUCACAAAAAUGGCCAAGCUCGCUCUCGCCCUCGCCCUCGCCCCGGCCGUCACGGCCUUCGCGCCCGUCGCGGCCCCCAAGGCCUCGACGCAGCUCCAGGCCUCGAUCCAGGACACCCUCGCCACCAUGGAGGGCCCGGAGAUCUUCUGGGGCUCGGACGGCGUGCUCCUCGGCCACGACGAGGCCGACAUCAAGGGCUACGACAACUUCGACCAGCUCGCGGCCGCGCUCUCCAAGGAGGGCGUCGACCUCUCGGGCGGCGAGUACACGCUCCUUGCGCCGGCCAACUCGGCCUUCGACAAGCACAACAACGAGGUCGGCACGCCGAUCACGGCUGACGUGCUCAAGUACCACGUGAUCGAGGGCAAGAAGACGAUGGACGCCCUCAACACGGACCAGAAGACGCUCAACGGCGGCACCCUCACGGCGUACCGCAAGUUCCGCAAGAACUGGCUCGACGGCGCCAUCAUCGGCCUCAAGUCCGAGGGCCCGUCCAAGUCCUCCAACUGGCCGUCGGACGUCGAGUGCGACAACGGCAUCAUCCAGGCCAUCGACACGGUCCUCGUGCCGGGCGCCUACGAGGGCCCGCGGUAAGCGCGCAGUGCGGCUCUGGCAUUUGCCGGAUUGACUCGCGCUCGAUGUACCAUUAAGUUUGUGCUCUCUAUUCUACUCAUCUUCGGACUGCGGAAGUAGGAUCGGCGCCAGCCCUCUCCGACUCGGCGACUGCGUCGACUCAGGCGUCGCCGCUGCCCGCUCGUAGGGCGUGCUGCCCCCCGACGGCGAUGCCAUCGACGCGAGGCCACCACGUCGCUGGCACCGUCCCAUUGGAUAUUCUUCUGGACGGUGGACUUGGUACCGAGUCAGCUGCGGCCGGCUCCUGCCUGCGGCCUGGAGUAGACUCCCAGGUAGAGCCAUAGACGGAAUAUAGUAGGAGUACGGCUGGCAGCACGCCCCAGCCAGAGAGUAC
Messenger RNA from Pelagomonas calceolata, 1264 nucleotides. Lineage: Eukaryota; Pelagophyceae; Pelagomonadales; Pelagomonadaceae. The record is from the annotation of a GenBank genome assembly.